AAAAAUAUUGCUCUGUGAGGCUACAAUUUUAUUGUAGUUACUUUUUAUUACUAACUACAUAAUUACAGCACAAAAAAUAUUAAUACCAAAAAGAGUGCCACAUUUGCUAAAUUCUAUAAUCUGAUGAAUAUUAUGUAAUUUUUGAUUUACUGCAUCUGAUAUAUCUUGUUGUUUUAGAUAUUCAGUUCUAUGUUUCAUCUGCUCGUGUCUGGUGUAGAUAAUAGUGAGUCGGAUCUGAACACACACGUUGUCAAGGUUACGCGCCUGGCCAAAGUUAAGUUUACACUAAGAAUAUAUUUCUUAUGUGGAUUCUGUCAGCUGUAUUAUCUUUGCUACAGACCAGUUGGAAGGGAAACAGAAAAGACAAUUAGUUGUGUUCAGUCCUCACUGGGCUUACACAGUGGCAGUACAGCAGAUGGUGUCACUGAAGCACUUCAUUUGCAUUGACUAAGAGUUUAAGGUUGUGAAAAACAUCAACAAUGUCUUCACCUUGCCCAGCUAUGCUACGAGUUAUACUUGGAGAGCAUGAUAUACAAAAAUUGUUACUUCCAUCUGGGAUUCCAAACACAGUUGAUGAUCUUCUAUCAGUUAUAAAACAAAGUUUUCAGUUGGAUGGACAUUUGAGACUCAUGUACAUGGACACUGAUUUUGGUCAGUUUUUCACCCUGAACUCUGUUGAAGACCUUAAAGACAAAGACUCAAUUAAGGUUGUUCAAGUAGAAGAGCCAUCUGUCAUUCUGACAUUGUCACCUGUUUCAACAGAUUUUGAACAGUUUUCUACAGAUACCCAAGCCUCAGACAGUUCCAGGGACACAGUGAUGUUGCCACCAUGUCAGGGUCGCUUAGAAAAGUGGCCAGACAGAUUUGAAGUUCCCCAGUUUACUUUUGAUGUAGAAAGAAUUCUUCAAGCUGGAAAUCACGCAUUUUUUGAAGAUGGUACUCUCCUUCAUAAUCAAGGUGUUAAAUCUGACAUCAUGCAAAAGCUUGCUGAAUCUAUAUUUAAAUACACAGCAUAUCCCACAAAUCUCCAGAUUCUGUCAGUUGUAGAGGCUUUGAUAGAGAAGUUCCCAUGCCUGAAGGAACCAGGAAGUUUUUCGGGAAUGUAUGGCUGGCAACAAAGUCUUAAGUACAAAAUGGGUAACUUUCGUUCCAAGUUAAGAAACCAGAAGCUAGACUUCCCAGAGCUUGAAGUAAACUCCCUCAAAACAAAGCAGCCAAAUGAUAGAGUUCCUAGCAAAAAUGUCAAGAAACCAAAAAAGGCUGAACUAAACUAUCUUCCUCCACACCCACAUGGGGAAUCCUUUGAGAGUUUAGAAAAUGAGCAGAAAGCACUGCUGGAUGAAGUCAAAAAGAAGAACAAUCAGAGAGUCAUCGUGGAGAAAAUGUCUAAAACAUUCUCAUACAGGAGACAUGAAGUUGUCAACCUCACUCCACCAAUUAAAGAUUUACAGCAGAGGUGGCCUGCUUUAUUCACUGAAGCUCAGAUAAAGCAGGAAUUCAGAAUAAUUACUGCUGUUGCCCUUGAAGAAACAUUUAUGUCCAAACUAGACGGUUACACGCCAAAACUUUUGGAGCUUACGAACGCUAAGGGAGGUGUUGCCCGGCUCAAGAUGAAGCCUGUACUUGAUGUAUUGCUUCAGGAUGACAGGAUCGAGACGAGACGAGAUGCAGUAAUCCGCAGUCUAAUUGUGUAUCUCGGAGAAGUGGCAGAUAACCUAUUCAAAGACAGCAAAGAUGGCAAUCAAGAAGACUUCAGUAAUGAUGUCAUGAGAAUUCUUGUCCAUGGAAAUGGAGAUGAAGAGCCAGACGUGUCCAUUGUUCUAGAAGGAAACAAGGUCCUAACAAAAUGUGAAAAUACUGCCAAAGCUUGUGCUCUUCUGAUGGGACUGAUUUAUGCCUUAAAUCUACAGUAUCCAUCAAGUCUGAAAUACACUUUCGAGGUUUUUCAGAAACUCAUUCUGGAUCUUGAUGGACUUAAGCUUUCUCAUAAAGUACGGUCUUUGAAAACCAAGCUGCACACUUGAAAUAUUUUUGUUCUCAGAAAACUCAUAGGCCAUAAUCUGUCUUGUUUACCCAAGUUUGUUUAAACAUUGUAACAUUGUGUGAAAAUAUAUACCCUGAAACAUGCUGAAUGAUUGUUGCUUAUACCAUUUACAUUUGUACUGGUUUCUUGUACAUUUUAUAUUUAUUAGAACAGUUUUUCAAUUUUGAAAAAGAGCACUUGGCCAUGGACUUGCUGCAUUUACUUGAAAGACAGGAUUUAUUUGUAAAAGCAGUCUGUUAAUAUUUGGUCUAAUACUUACUCAAAUUAA
Xenopus tropicalis (tropical clawed frog) is the source of this 2312-nucleotide messenger RNA. RefSeq lists its product as uncharacterized. Bases 480 to 2024 code for a protein of 514 amino acids. NCBI's taxonomy places the organism in Eukaryota, Metazoa, Chordata, Amphibia, Anura, Pipidae. The transcript is spliced from 7 exons. The record is from RefSeq and is a predicted model, not a curated record.